Entrophospora candida is the source of this 471-nucleotide messenger RNA. NCBI's taxonomy places the organism in Eukaryota, Fungi, Glomeromycota, Glomeromycetes, Entrophosporales, Entrophosporaceae. The record is from the annotation of a GenBank genome assembly.
AAAGAUAUGGAUCUUCUUCUUCAACAGCUAAUGAUGGUAAAAAACUUGCACCUGAUGAUGUAAAAUAUUCUGGGAAAGCAAAUUACAAACUAGAUUUAAAAGUUAAUUGUAAAAUGACCUCAACCAUCCAAUCAAUUGAGUCUCCUUCUCAUUUGAUCUCUACUGAGUUGAAUGUUGAUGGCAAUUCUAAAAUUUCUAAUGUUAUUUUGGCUGAACAUAUUACUUAUUUAGAUAAGGAUUUUGUUCUAGUUGUCAAGAGUGAAGAUCUUGAUAAGCCAAGAGCAUUCCUUGAAUAUAAUCCUAAAACAGAAUCUAAUUGUUUAAUGUUGACAUUAGUUCCAAAAUUUUCUUUAAACCCAAUUCAAACUGAAAUAGUUUUUAUAGUUGACAGAUCAGGAUCAAUGCAACGCGAACCAAUUAAAAAAGCAGGCCAAGCAUUAGAACUAUUUCUACGUUCACUACCAGAAGAUU